Messenger RNA from Gongylonema pulchrum, 255 nucleotides. NCBI's taxonomy places the organism in Eukaryota, Metazoa, Nematoda, Chromadorea, Rhabditida, Gongylonematidae. The record is from the annotation of a GenBank genome assembly.
UUUAAUUACAGUUUAAAAAAGAAACUCUAUUGUUUACAAAAAGUCCUGCAAUUUUCAUCAAAGCAGAUAUUUUUCCAGAGCUGGUGCGGAAUAACUCGUCCGGAAGCAGCAAUUGAUUCCCUGAUUUCGGACAACCACAGUCCGGAUCAGUAUCGGGUCAACAUCGUGCUCGGCAAUCAAAAUGAAUUCUUGAAAGCCUUCAAUUGUCCAUCGGAAUCCGACAUGUACCCCCAACAUCAGUGUCAAGUGUGGUGA